This is a messenger RNA of Aspergillus chevalieri, 975 nucleotides long. RefSeq lists its product as uncharacterized. The record is from RefSeq and is a predicted model, not a curated record. Gene Ontology annotation, cellular component: membrane. The transcript is spliced from 3 exons. The coding region runs from base 1 to 975 and encodes 324 amino acids. NCBI's taxonomy places the organism in Eukaryota, Fungi, Ascomycota, Eurotiomycetes, Eurotiales, Aspergillaceae.
AUGAAGCUGGCACGGCCUUCAGUCAAUCCAGGGCGGAUGAAGAACAUCAUCCACGGCUGCCAGGCCCUCCUCAUCUUCCUCGCAUGGGCUCUGACUAUCGCGGUGUGGACGAAGGGUGAUGGCAUUGAUGGACGGACAGCUUGGUAUUGGGCUUUGUGCUGGUUUAGUAUCCCCGGUUUAAUCUACCUCGUCGCUGUGCCGAUAUGGCCGCGGGCCCGGCGAUUCGGAAACGUUUAUGCCUUUGCGAGCGUUGAUAUGUUGUAUGCUGUUUUGUGGUUUGCGGCGUGGGUUUGUGUUGCGUCGUAUGUGGCUCAGGGCAAGGCGGAAGGGAAGGAUAGCGAUUCGGAUAAGGACAAGGACAGCAACAAAAGCAAUAAGCGGGCCAGUGACAGCGAUAGCAGCAGCAAGGGCGGAUGCGAUAACUGGAAGUAUGGCAGCGCGGCCAAGUGCAAGAUUAGUACGGCUACAGUGAUCUUUGGGGUUGUCAUUUUCCUCCUCUUCGUUGUCACGGCUUUCAUGUCCUUCCGCAACGUCGUGCACUUCCGUCGCACCGGUACCCUGCCCGACGCAGUCUCCGACCCCAGUUUCGCGGCACACUCCAAGGCCGCUUUCUCCUCGACUCCCGUCCACGACUUCGACGAGGAAGAAGAAGGCGACUUUCGCUCUGGUCGCGGCAACAUGGCAUCCUCCGCACGCAGCGACCGCGACGAAGACUACGCUCUCCUUGAACAAAGCGAAAUCGACGAUCUGGGCCACCACCCUGGCCGUUCCGCGCUAUCCGGCGGGUAUGAUCCCACUGCAUCUACGAUGACGGGAGGAAGCAGCGUUCUGCAUGAUUACAGCACAACUAGCUAUGGCGGUGCAUAUGGCCAGCACUACGGGGCACCGUCAGAGUAUCCAGCGACAGAGUAUCCGCCGACGGAGUAUCCGCCAACUGAUUAUGGAUCGAGUUUGAAUGGUCAUGGUCAUCGUUAG